Molecule: messenger RNA, 402 nt
Organism: Paramecium tetraurelia
Lineage: Eukaryota; Ciliophora; Oligohymenophorea; Peniculida; Parameciidae
Exons: 1
Source: RefSeq, a predicted model, not a curated record
AUGUAUAACCAAUCCUAAUUUGCAGAUGAGCAAUCGUCAAUUUUGUUCGAGGAUGAGAUAGACUUUUCGAAUAUAGAAAUACCUUAACUUACAAGAAGGAAUGGAGAAAGCAAUGAUAAAUAAAAAGUACACGGAUACAUAAUUUUGGAUCAAUCCCCUUAAAAAAUAUAUAAUCAAGAAUAAUGUCCAAUCUGCUUGGAUUAAGAUUAAGAUUUGUCUCCUUUACAAUGUGGUCAUACAUACUGUAGGACUGAUAUUGCAAAAUUAAUAGGACAAGCUGUUGAAUAAAUUAUUCAAUGUCCAAUAUGUCGGGCAUAUUAGUAUUGUCCCUCUUCAAAAGAUUUAUACUAAAAUUAACAUGAAUUCUAAUUCAUUGAUCACACAUAAUUAGAAACUAAUUGA